Gossypium arboreum is the source of this 1277-nucleotide messenger RNA. RefSeq names its product probable E3 ubiquitin-protein ligase LUL4. The transcript has 4 exons. Bases 59 to 1177 code for a protein of 372 amino acids. Gene Ontology annotation, biological process: protein ubiquitination. Gene Ontology annotation, molecular function: ubiquitin protein ligase activity. NCBI's taxonomy places the organism in Eukaryota, Viridiplantae, Streptophyta, Magnoliopsida, Malvales, Malvaceae. The record is from RefSeq and is a predicted model, not a curated record.
AUUCCCAAGUCCCAAUGCCAAAAACCAAGACUUUGUUCUUCCAAACUUUAAGGAAUCCAUGGGACAUUCCCUUAGCAAACUAAGAAGACCCCAUCCUCAAACACAACUUCCUUCUCAAAAUAACUCAAUCUCAUCAUCUUCAUCAACCUUCAAUUCCAGCUUCAAUGGCGGUUCUACCGAAAACAUCUCCAUUCCAUCAUCACCAUCUUCUUCCAAUGCUGUUAAUGGAAAUACUUACGCUUUUGCAGCUAAUGCACCACGCCCUUCUGCAUCACCAAACUAUUACCACCACCCUCCUCCUCCAUAUUCUUCUUCUUCUCUUUCAAUGAUGGCUUCACCACCAUUUUGUUCAUUAACUCCACCUGUUUAUGUUGAUCACAAAACUGCCAAGAAGAUCAAGAAUGAUGUCAACAUUCACAAGGACACCAUUUCACUUUUCCUUGAUCAUAAUCACUUGGAUUCUCUCUUGCUUUCUUUCACUUUUGAUGCUCUUGUUGAUGGCAGCAUCACCAUAUUUUACUUUGCCAAGGAAGGACUUAACUGCAAUUUCAUGCCAAUGUAUCCUGAAAUUUAUAUGCCUAAGACCAUUCCAUUCCAGAAAGGAUUGGCUCAAAAAUUCUAUCAGCCUUCAGGAACCGGGAUCGGCCUAGGUUUCUUCGAAUUCAAUCUUCUUUCAAGACUCUCAAAGGAAGAAGAUGACAUUUGCCCACUUGUUAUAUCUGCAGAAACAAGUUUUCCAUCUUUCAUGUCAACUGCAGAUUUUGAGCAGCCUCCACAUGCACAAAUCACUCAAGCUGUUUUGAAGCUCAAUGACGAAGGCCAUUUCGAAGUGAAAGUAAUCAAACAGAUAUUGUGGAUCGAAGGGAUUCGAUAUGAGCUUAGGGAGAUAUAUGGGAUUGAGAAUUGUAAUGAACAAGGUGUUGAGGAUGAUAGUGAGUCAUUUGGAACAUGUGUGAUAUGCAUGACUGAACCAAAAGAUACUGCUGUUUUGCCUUGUCGGCACAUGUGUCUGUGCAGUGAGUGUGCUAAACAAUUGAGGCUGAAAUCGAAGAGGUGUCCGGUAUGCCGGCAUUCGAUCCAGGAACUAAUAGAGAUCAAGAUCGAAAAUCAACUAAGCAAAGCAUUUUUAGAAGCCCACAAAACUCACCUGUUGGACAGUGUUUAUAAACAGCUUUGAAGCAUUUAUUAGUUUAUAUGCUUGAGAUUGAUGGUAUAUUUGCAUAAACUAGCAAAGCAAAAGAAAACUAUAGAAACUUGGUUUAUCGAGUUGGUUUAUA